AUGGCUGAAAACUGGUUCCGUCGCGAGUUUCUUACGCCUAGGCGAUUUAUUUUCAACUUUCUUUUCUAUGGUCUUCAGCUCUUCUUCUUUGCAUAUGGGUGGUAUGCUCAGGCCAUAAAUCAGAAGCUUGCAGCGCUCAACAGCUUAAAAUGGUCCGUCUGGGUCUCUAGAGGUGCCGGUCUCGUUCUCGCGUUCCUUGCGGCUGCGCUGCAUUUGCCCAUGCUCCGCAAUAUAAUCCGCAUCAUUCGUCCUAAAGUGGCUUUCCUCUUUCCCGCCGACGAGAACAUAUGGUUCCAUCGCCAAGUGGCAUACGCGAUGUUAUUCUGGACCAUGGUUCACGCAACUGCGCACUAUGUCAACUUCUUCAAUGUUGAACUCACGCAGGUUCGACAGGAAUUCGCAUUGGAUAUACACUACACUCAGGCCGGCGGAAUUACGGGCCACUUUAUGCUCCUGUGCAUGCUUCUUAUGUAUACAACCGCGCACCACAAGAUUCGCCAUCAGUGCUUCGAAGCAUUCUGGUACACCCAUCAUCUGGCUUUCUUCUUCUUCUUUGCGCUGUGGACCCACGCAGACGGCUGCUUCGUUCGUGAUUCGGUCGCGCCUGCCUAUACUAGCACCUUCCCGUUCUACAAUCCGGAGUUUUGCCUUGGAUACCAAAGCUGGCGAUUCACCAUCUGGCCCGGUGUCCUUUACUUUGGCGAGCGAAUCUGGAGGGAGAUCAGGGCAAGGCGCGCCACUCGUUUGUCCAAGGUCCUUGUGCACCCCAGUGGGGCCAUGGAACUUCGUAUUGUGAAACCGAGCUUCAAAUAUGUCGCAGGACAGUGGCUAUUCAUUCAAGUACCUGACAUUUCUGGUUUCCAGUGGCACCCGUUCACCAUCACUUCUGCGCCUGAAGACCCAUACGUAUCAGUGCACAUCCGUCAGGUUGGUGACUGGACGUAUGCCCUUGGUGACCGCGUCGGCGCUGGCCCUUCGGUCGUGGCGGCUAUGACGAAGGCUGCUAUGAUGGGUUCUGAGAAGGAUGACUCAAUCUACGGCACACGUGGUGAUUUUAUUGAGCUUGAUCCUACGACAAAUGCUCGUCCGUUGCCAGCCGUCCGAAUUGAUGGGCCAUAUGGUGCCCCAGCCGAAGAUGUCUUCAAUAUGGAGGUCGCUGUUCUGGUCGGCGCUGGUAUUGGUGUUACUCCGUUUGCAUCUAUUUUGAAGCACAUAUGGUACCGCCAGAAGAAGGGCACCCUGCAGUCUUUGAAGCGUGUCGAGUUCUUUUGGAUCUGUCGAGAUGCUCCGUCUUUCGGGUGGUUCCAGACCCUACUUCAGGAGGUUGAGGCGGCUCAAGUGGACCCGAACUUUUUGCGCAUUAAUAUUUAUCUUACUCAGAAGGUCGGAGAAGAUAUGCUCUGGAACAUUGCCGUUAACGAUGCUGGUUCCGAAUACGAUCCUUUAACUUUACUUCGUACUCGCACAAUGUUUGGCCGCCCUGAUUGGAAGAGCAUCUAUAGUCGUAUGCGUCAAGCUAUUGAGCUUGGCCAGUAUCUUCCUGGUGUUAAUGAACAACUGAAGACUAAAGUUGGAACCUACUUCUGUGGACCUGGUGCUAUUGCAAAGGCUAUAAAAGAGGCCUGCGUGACUUCAUCCACUCCUAACAUCAAUUUCACUUUUGCGAAGGAACAUUUCUGA
This is a messenger RNA of Fibroporia radiculosa, 1680 nucleotides long. RefSeq lists its product as uncharacterized. Gene Ontology annotation, molecular function: superoxide-generating NAD(P)H oxidase activity. The coding region runs from base 1 to 1680 and encodes 559 amino acids. The transcript is spliced from 9 exons. NCBI's taxonomy places the organism in Eukaryota, Fungi, Basidiomycota, Agaricomycetes, Polyporales, Fibroporiaceae. The record is from RefSeq and is a predicted model, not a curated record. Gene Ontology annotation, biological process: superoxide anion generation; defense response. Gene Ontology annotation, cellular component: plasma membrane; NADPH oxidase complex.